UCUGUUGGCUGGUCCACUGAUGUAUGGAUUUGUACAUGAUGAACUGUGAACUUCUAGCCACAUGCAGUGCCCUUGGGUACUUGGAGGGAGACACUUACCACAAGGAACCAGAUUGCUUAGAGAGUGUGAAGGAUUUGAUCCGUUACUUGAGGCAUGAGGAUGAGACACGAGAUGUGCGGCAGCAGCUGGGGGCAGCCCAGAUUCUGCAGAGUGACCUCCUACCUAUCCUUACCCAGCACUGCCAGGACAAGCCUCUAUUUGAUGCUGUUAUCAGACUGAUGGUGAACUUGACACAACCAGCCUUGCUCUGUUUUGGCAGUGUGCCUAAGGAGCCCAGCCUAGGACACCAUUUUCUGCAGGUGCUAACUUAUUUGCAGGCCUACAAAGAGGCCUUUGCCAGUGAGAAGGCAUUUGGAGUCCUCAGUGAAACCUUGUAUGAGCUGCUGCAGUUGGGUUGGGAGGAACGGCAGGAGGAAGACAACUUGCUGAUUGAGCGGAUCCUACUCCUGGUCAGAAAUAUUCUCCAUGUCCCAGCUGACCUUGAUCAGGAGAAGAAGAUUGACGAUGACGCCAGUGUCCAUGACCAGCUUCUCUGGGCCAUUCACCUCAGUGGCCUGGACGACCUGCUCCUUUUCCUGGCCAGCUCACCAGCUGAGCAGCAGUGGAGCCUCCACGUGCUCGAGAUUAUCUCCCUCAUGUUUCGUGACCAGAAUCCUGAGCAGCUGGCAGGAGUAGGGCAGGGACGUUUAGCUCAGGAGCGGAGCACAGAUGUGGCAGAACUAGAGGUAUUGCGCCAGCGAGAGAUGGCAGAAAAGAAGACCCGAGCUCUCCAGCGAAGCAACAGGCAUUCUCGGUUUGGGGGCUCCUACAUUGUCCAGGGGUUGAAAUCCAUUGGGGAGAGGGACCUAGUCUUUCACAAAGGUCUUCACAACCUUCGAAACUACAGUUCAGAUUUGGGAAAGCAGCCCCGGAGGGUGCCUAAACGUCGCCAGGCUGCCCGGGAACUGUCCACUCAGCGCCGCUCUGCCCUCAAUGUGAGGCUCUUCCUCAGAGACUUCUGCUCUGAGUUCCUGGAGAACUGUUAUAAUCGGCUCAUGGGAUCAGUAAAGGAUCACCUACUUCGGGAGAAAGCUCAGCAGCAUGAUGAGACCUACUAUAUGUGGGCCUUGGCUUUCUUCAUGGCCUUCAACCGAGCUGCCUCCUUCCAGCCAGCCUUGGUUUCUGAGACCCUCAGUGUUCGUAUCUUCCACUUCAUUGAGCAGAACCUCACCAACUACUAUGAGAUGAUGCUGACUGACCGCAAGGAGGCUGCCUCCUGGGCACGCCGGAUGCACCUGGCUCUAAAGGCCUAUCAGGAGCUGCUGGCCACAGUGAAUGAGAUGGACGUGUCUCCGGAUGAGGCUGUGAGGGAGAGCAGCCGCAUCAUCAAGAACAACAUUUUCUAUGUGAUGGAGUACCGAGAAUUAUUCCUGACACUGUUUCGAAAGUUCGAUGAGAGAUGCCAGCCUCACUCUUUCCUUCGUGACUUGGUGGAAACCACCCACCUCUUCCUCAAGAUGUUGGAGCGGUUCUGUCGCAGCCGUGGGAGCCUUGUGGUGCAGAACAAACGAAAGAAGAGAAAGAAGAAGAAGAAAGUCCUAGACCAGGCUAUUGCUUCUGGUAAUGUCCCACAUAGCCCAGGAGAACUGGAGGCUGUGUGGUCAGCCCUGGCUGAGCAGCUACAGUGCUGUGCCCAGGAUCCUGAGCUCAGCAUAGACUCCAUGGUUCCCUUUGACGCGGCUUCAGAGGUGCCAGUGGAAGAGCAGAGGGCGGAAGCCAUGGUGCGGAUCCAAGACUGUCUCCUGGCUGGUCAGGCCCCACAGGCCCUGACCCUCCUGCGGUCUGCCCGGGAGGUAUGGCCAGAAGGAGAUGUUUUUGGCUCUCAAGACAUUUCCCCAGAGGAAGAGAUCCAGUUGCUGAAACAAAUCCUCUCUGCUCCGCUUCCCCGGCAGGAGGGGCCAGAGGAACAAGGAGCAGAGGAAGAAGAGGAAGAAGAUGAGGAGGAGGAGGAGUUGCAAGUGGUCCAGGUGUCGGAAAAAGAAUUUAAUUUUCUGGACUACCUAAAACGCUUCGCAUGCUCAACUGUUGUCAGAGCCUAUGCGCUGCUGCUGCGGAGCUACCAGCGGAAUAGCGCUCACACUAACCACUGUGUUGUCAAGAUGCUGCACCGGCUGGCCCAUGACCUCAAAAUGGAAGCCUUACUUUUCCAGCUCUCAGUUUUCUGCAUCUUCAAUAGGCUGCUUAGUGACCCUGCUGCUGGCGCCUACAAAGAGCUAGUGACUUUUGCCAAAUACAUCCUGGGCAAGUUCUUUGCACUGGCCGCAGUCAACCAAAAAGCCUUUGUGGAGCUGCUGUUCUGGAAGAACACAGCUGUGGUUCGAGAGAUGACCGAAGGCUAUGGCUCCCUGGAUGGCGGGUCUUCCAGUCGCAGAGCCCCUACAUGGAGCCCAGAGGAGGAGGCUCAUCUUCGGGAACUGUACCUCGCCCAUAAGGACGUGGAAGGUCAGGAUGUGGUGGAAGUCAUUUUGGCACACCUGAAUUCUGCUUCUCGAACACGCAAGCAGAUCAUCCACCAUCUGGUACGACUGGGACUGGCUGACAGUGUCAAGGACUUCCAAAGGAAAGGAACCCGUAUUGUACUGUGGACGGAAGAUCAGGAGCUGGAGCUGCAGCGGCUUUUUGAGGAGUUCCGGGACUCAGAUGAUGUCCUGGGUAAUAUUAUGAAGAAUAUCACAGCCAAACGCUCACAGGCCCGAAUAGUGGACAAACUAUUGGCUCUGGGGCUGGUGGCUGAGCGGCGGGAGCUCUAUAAGAAACGGCGGAAGAAGUUGGCGCCCUCUAGCUUGCCCAAUGGAGAGGAAUCCCUGAAAGAUUUUUCCCAGGGUGAUCUAGAACAAGAGGAACACCUGCCAGAGGAAGAGAGUGAAGAGGAUGAAGAGAAAGGGGAGGGCUCAGAAGCAGAACAAGUCCAAGGUAGCUCAUUCCUUUCAACUGAAAACCUUGGUCAAAGCCUGCAUCAGGAAGGCUUUUCUGCUCCCCUCCUGUGGCUCCGGAACUGCCUGAUUCGAGUAGCAAAUGAUCGGGAAGAGGAUGGUUGCUCUCAGGCAGUUCCAUUGGUGCCACUGACAGAGGAAAAUGAGGAAGCAAUGGAAAACAAACAGUUUCAGCAGCUGUUGUGCAAGCUAGGGGUUCGGCCCCCUGCCUCUGAACAGGAAACUUUCUGGCGAAUUCCAGCCAAGCUGAGUCCCACCCAGCUCCGGAGGGUAGCAGCUUCUUUGAGUCAACCAGAGGAGAAAAAGCUGCAGCCAGAGCUAGAACCUAAGGUCCCUGGAGAGCCAGGCCCCAGUGAGGAGCACCAUAAAGAGCACCGAGCACAAGCCCUAAAGGCUCUCUUGUCAGCCCGUAAAAAGAAAGCAGGCUUGGCGUCCUCAGAGGAGGAGGAAACUCCUGAUGGGAAAGAGCAGCUGAAGGCAGCACCCAAGAAGCGACAACUCCUGGACAGUGAUGAGGAGCAGGAGGAAGAUGAGGGUAGAAACAGAGCUCCAGGAAUCCAAAAGAAGAAACGGUUUCAGAUUGAAGACGAAGAUGAGAAUGACUGAAGAGCCAGAAGCCUAGGGGUAGAGAUAGACCCAUUUUUAGAUGGUGAGAGUUGGAAGUGUCAUACAUGGCACAGAAACUCCUCUUACUGGACAGAAGCAGCAGAGUCCUGGGCUUUGCCAUGGAUUUAGGGCCAAGAAAUUUCAGUAACAGUGUUGGCCCCCUCUGCUGUCAGUCUUUGCUUCUCCCAGUUUUAUCAGUAUGCCCCAGCAGCUCUCUGGAGAUUUACUCCUCCUCUUCUAGGAGCCAUUUCUGUUGGUAAUUAGAGCCUCAUGACAAAUGAGAGGAGCGA
Molecule: messenger RNA, 3928 nt
Organism: Propithecus coquereli (Coquerel's sifaka)
Lineage: Eukaryota; Metazoa; Chordata; Mammalia; Primates; Indriidae
Gene: TIMELESS
Product: timeless circadian clock
Exons: 28
Coding region: 24-3638 (1204 amino acids)
Biological process (GO): DNA replication checkpoint signaling; replication fork arrest; DNA repair
Cellular component (GO): replication fork protection complex
Molecular function (GO): DNA binding
Source: RefSeq, a predicted model, not a curated record